Messenger RNA from Capra hircus (goat), 3740 nucleotides. RefSeq names its product ring finger protein 225 (gene RNF225). The record is from RefSeq and is a predicted model, not a curated record. Gene Ontology annotation, biological process: protein ubiquitination. NCBI's taxonomy places the organism in Eukaryota, Metazoa, Chordata, Mammalia, Artiodactyla, Bovidae. The transcript has a single exon. Bases 1 to 981 code for a protein of 326 amino acids. Gene Ontology annotation, molecular function: ubiquitin protein ligase activity.
AUGCCCUGCCCUCGGCCGCCCUGGCUCCGCCGCCCGCGGGCCCCCCGGGGCUCGGGCCCCAGCACCGCGGGCUCCGCGUGCACCCCGCGCUCCCCCGGCAGGGGGCAGGAUGAGGACGAGGGCGGCGAGGAGGAAGCGGACGGCAGCCCGGGCCCCAUGCUGGCCCCCGCCUCCCCGGCGGAGUGCCUCAUCUGCGUGUCGCCCUUCGACGGCGUGUUCAAGCUGCCCAAGAGCCUGGACUGCGGCCACGUCUUCUGCCUCGAGUGCCUGGCGCGCCUGUCGCUGGCCACGGCGGGCGGCGGCGCGGCGGUGGCCUGCCCGGUGUGCCGCGCGCCCACGCGCCUGGCCCCGCGCCGCGGGCUCCCCGCGCUGCCCACGCAGCUUGGCCUGCUGCCCGGCCCCGCGCGCGCCCCGCCGGCGCCCCCGGGCUCCGUGCGCUUCGACCGCCGGCGCGGCCUGCUCUACCUGCGGCCGCCGCCGCCCGGGUCCGGGCCGCGCAAGGCCCGCGCGCCGCCGCCGCCGCCGCCGCUGCGCCUCGGCCGCCCGCUGUCCCGCCGCCUGUCGCUGGCGCGCUCGGCCUGGCUCUUCCACGCGGCCGUCGUCCUGGCCGUGCUGGUGGCCGCGGGGCUCGUGGUUUCGGGCGUCUACAUCUUCUUCCUCAUCCCGCGCGCCACCACCUCCCACCCCGCGCGGCCCCAGCUCGUGGCGCUCGCUCCGGCCCCCGGCCUCUCCUGGUUCCCGCCUCGGCCCACCGCCCAGGCGCUCCGGACCCCCGGCUGGACGCCGCUCCCCGCGGCCCCCGACCCGGACUCGAGUCCUGACCCGGACGCUGCCCCAUCGGGGGUUUCGGAGGACGCGCUGGAGCCCGAGGGGCUCCCCAAGGACACAGAGACACUUGCUGGGCCCUCGGAGCGCGCGCGGGGGGCGGAGGCUGGCCCUGACCGGACUCCACGGGCACGGGGCGUGGGGACCCGGGGGUAGUCCCAAGGCUCCGCCUGAUCCCCUCAGAGACCUUGGCGGGCGCGGGGCAAGGGCGCCCUGCUCCAGCGAGGCCCAGUGGCUCAUUCCGGGCGUCCUCAGAAGGCAGGGACCCUCCCAAAGAGCAGCCCUGACUGCAGUCCCCAUGGACCACUGCUGGAGAAGCCCCGUGGGUGUCGAGGCCCCGCGGGGAGGCAGAAACGGCCAGGGGUGCCCUUGGUCCCCAUCUCUCCUGGGACUCCAGUCCCCUGGGCAGCAUCCCUCAGGGCCCUGCUAGGGGCACCCCCCAACCCUGAGCCUCAGAAGUGUCCCCCGAGUCAUCAGCGCCCCAGGAGGAUGUUCAGCCCUGGCUGGCACUGGGGCCGCGGUCUCUGAUUUGACUCAUCCUUUGGGCUUUCGCUGGGUCCCUGGCCACGUCUGCGAGUGGCUGGGACCAACCACCCUGCUCGUCCCUGGGCUGGAGUUUGUUUUCCACUCUGCUGCCUGCAGGCUGGGCCUGGGUGGGAUCCAGCCGUCUCCAUGCAGGGCCUGCGUGGCGGCCUUAGGCACCUGGCUGGGGCUGGGGCUGGCGCCCGCCGGGGAGGGGCCCAGGCCUCCCAGAUGGGCUCCCAUCUGGGCCCUUGCUCCCCCUGUGGGGGGUGGCUUCUGGAGUUCUCUAGAAGCCUCCUCUUGUGAGGGCAGCUGUGGUCUGGCUCAGAGCAGCCAAGGUUGCCUCCAGGUCAGGCCGUGUCGGUGGGGAUCUCUCCCGACAUUCCUGGCCUGCCCCAAGAGUUCCUGGCCCCUCUCUCCACCAUGAGCCCCGCAUCUCCACCCGCCGAAUGCUCAGGGUCAGUCUCUGCCCUCCUCCAGGACUCCUUCAGCACCUCGUCAGCACAGAGGGCAAGGGGCCUCCGCCCUCCCUGUGGACGGCAGCUUGCAGGGAGGGGGUCCUCCUCCCAGAAGCCUUCCUGAAUUAUCACAGUGGGGCAGACGGCAGCCCCUCGCCACACAAACUGGACCAGGGCCUUCUGUCUCCCCCGCAGGCCCUGGGGCCCCGGUCUGCCUCACAUCACCCAGCGCUGGCAUGAUGUGCAGCAGAGUGGCGUCCAGCAUUUUCCAGGGAGAAAUGUCACUUCUUUGGGGAUGGGGGUGCCUGGUUGAUUGUUUACAUGUGUGUCCUCAGGACCUGGCACACAACGGGUUCCGAAUAGCCCUGUAGGGAGGGACAGCCCUGCAGGGACUGCUGCGGGCACCUCGGUUCACCUGGCUCUGGGCAUCUUCACCCAGGUGUGUCAGCAGAGCUGCUUCCGAUGGGAUCUGCUGCUUCAUCUGAGGGAGUGUCUCCCUGGACCAGUUCCUGUCCAACAUCUGGGCCAAUGAGGCCUGCAGGGGCCUGGGCCAGGGUGCUGCGUCACAGAGCAGGCCCAGCAGGCCCACAGGGAGGAGACUGGUCAGGCAGGAGCAGGGCUGACUGGUGGUCUGUAUAGGUUUGCCCAGCUGCUGCAACAAAUCACCACUGACUCAGUUCCUUCCAACAGCACAUGGUAGUUCCCUUCCUCACUUUCCUGCUGCACUGUUCCUGAAAAGGACACCAGGAUUGCAGUGAGCCCACCCGGAUAGGCGAGGACAUCUCCAACUCCAUACCCUUCAUUUCAUCACCUCUGUAAAGUCCAUCUUUACUGUGAAGUAACAGAUUCACAUUCUAGGUAUUCGGGGGCCAUUAUUCAGCUUUCAUAGGGUCUCAAAUAUCAACCUCCUCAUCCCUCACCUCCUCCACUACAGGCUGGGAAGAGUUGAGGUGAUGGCAUAGAAUGAGCAGAAGUGGGCCCAUCCCCGGGGGUGCUCAGAAAGGGGUCCUUGGCUGUCAGGUGCACAGAAGAGAAAGAGAUGAUGCUUUCUGCCUGAAGGUGCUCAAGGAAGGCUGCCUGGAGGAAUAGUACCUUCAAGAAUGCUCAGGGGAGGGGACUUCCCUGCUGGUCCGGUGGUUAAGACUCUCAGCUCCCAAUGCAGGGGGCCCAAGUUCGAUCCCUGGUCAGGGAACUAGAUCCCACAUGCUGCAACUAAGACCUGGUGCAGCCAAAUAAAUGAAUUAAAAAAAAAAAAGAAUGCUCAGGGGAGCGUCAUCUGGCACUGAGGCAGGGGGACCUGAGGGAGGGAGCUGGUGGCUUAGGGCAGCUGGCAGGGCUGGCUCCUCCUUGUGAAGCAGAGCAGGAUCUUGCUCCCAGACCUUGUUAUCUGCCUGCCCUUUGCCUGUGGAUAAGUCUAGUCCAAGAAGAAAUUUAAUCAGGGAAGUGAGAAACAAAGGAAAACAGUCUAAGGAGACUAAAUAAUAGUGAUGCCGUCAUUAAGUGUAUUCAAGGGCCUCCAGCUCUUUCUCAAGGGCUGUAGACAACAUUCUGAGCCAUAUCCUGUGAGCUGUCUUACAGACACCAACACACCAGCUGGAGAAGUUGGUCACCAGGUACGUGAUGACCAGACUGUACCCAGGGCUUGAGCUGCCACAGUUCCGAGAAUUGAUCACAAAGAAUUGGGAACAAGUGCACCCAGGACGGAAUAACUGUACUUAAAACAACCAAGAUGAUGCUGGUCAGACCACUGAUGACCAAUUUGAAGCGGACUGUUAGAGAUGAUGGUGCUGUUUCUGCAUGUUGUCCCCCCACCCCGACAACUUUGUCUAUAAAAGCUCUCACUGCCUGCUUGUCAGAGGGUUGAGUUGGCCUUUGGACAGAUGGCUGCCACCCUCUCCUCCACUUGCCAGCAUCUGAAAUAAAGCAAACUUUCCU